Molecule: messenger RNA, 1180 nt
Organism: Brassica rapa (field mustard)
Lineage: Eukaryota; Viridiplantae; Streptophyta; Magnoliopsida; Brassicales; Brassicaceae
Source: RefSeq, a predicted model, not a curated record
AAAUUUUCUUUGAUGCAAACAAUUAAUGGGAAAAUUGCCAAAACAGAAUAAAAAAACAGAAUGGUUGUCCCUAUGGUAUAAAUUCAAUCUAAAGUUGUCUCUAUAGUAUAACUUUCUUCAUAAUACCAAAACUAACCUUAAACUAAUCCCAUUAUAAAUGAUUAAUUGUAUUUAAAAAAUAUGAAAAUCAAUUUGUUUAAAUGGUUGUCGAAUAAAAAAGAAAAACAAAGGGAUUAAAACCAUUCUGUUUUUUUUCCGUAACCCUAAUAAUUAAAACAAUUUCUCCGCCUCUCUCUACGGCGACGACGAAGGCGAUUGCGUCUUCUCCGGUGAAAUCAACGGCGAGUGCAGACGCCACCGGUGGAACCCGUUUCUCUUCUCCUACCGGUGGAAUCCUUUGUCUUCUCCUACAUAUUGAAGGUAAACACCAACGUUCUCCAUCCAAUUUCAGUCAUAAAGUUUGUUCCUUUCUCCUUCUUGUUCUAAUACUUUUCUAUGGAUCUCUGGAUAUCUCGACAAACAAAGGCGAUUUCGGAACUUCUCUUGGUCAUUGGUGAAAUCGAGUUUGGCUUCAACCUCCCCGCCUCUCUCUUUCUCCGACAUUGCUAGAACAUAAGAUAUGGAGUUAGAGCUACCUAAGCGAGUGUAUGCAGAGGGUUUAGAACCUCAGGUGAAGAAGAUCAAUAACUGCUGCCGCAUGGAACUUAUCAGAGAUCUGAAGAAAGCUAUGCCUGCGGAGUACGAUGAUGUCAAGAUAGAUCCUGUUUUCAAACAUAUCAUGGCGAUUGCGGAAAAUAACCUCAAGUUUUCGGGGAAAUUGGUGUAUAGCUUCUUGUGUAAGCAGCUGAUUACCUCGAAGAUGCAUGAGAAGUGGUUUGUAUUUGCGAGGAAGCCUCUCCGGUUUUCGCUUCAGGAGUACCACGCUGUGACAGGCCUCAAGAUCUCGCGGGAAAGUAGCUGUGACGUACUUAAAUGGAAAAGUGAUGGCGGAUUUUGGAGUGAACUACUAAGGACAGGUGGUAAGAUCACCUUGCAGUCGAUCAAAAAGGUGCAUCUACAAGAAGUUCACAGCUGGUCUCGGCGUGAUAGGAUGAGGUUGAUCUACUUGUGUGUGAUAAUGGGUGUGGUGAUGGGGAGAGAUGAGAAGGUGAACAUCCCUCAUAUGUCAUCAAGCUGGUGA